Molecule: messenger RNA, 6207 nt
Organism: Cylindrotheca closterium
Lineage: Eukaryota; Bacillariophyta; Bacillariophyceae; Bacillariales; Bacillariaceae
Source: the annotation of a GenBank genome assembly
AUGAGUGCUGCAGAAGAGCAGUUCAUUAUCGAGGAAGAGUGGCUAGAAGAGGACUUCAUUGGCGGCGCAGCCUAUGAAGAAGUCGUGGUAGAAGAUGUGGAGGUGCCUGAAGUGAAACUAACAAAUCCUCUUCAACGUUCAUUAAGUAGUGCGGACUUCUCUUUCGACGGUUCAACGAUUGUUGAGUUUGAUCUUGGAUCCUAUAAUGGGGAGUCGUCGUCUGGGGAAGGGGAACCUGACAAUUAUGAAGAAGCCUGUCGAAAGUUGAUCGAGCUAGUAUAUCCACAAGGAGGAUCCCACGAUGUGGAUGACAUGAUUCGGCGAUGUGACUUGCGAAACCUUUACAGAAACUUGAAACACCAGCACAAAUUUCUCAUUCACACCAAGAAAACUUUGGCGGAAAGUGAUGGAAAACUGGAAAGGUGGGAAUCCUUUGAUGACUCAAAUGGAGCUUUCAGCGUUGAAGCUGUAGAUCAGGCUAUCAUAGCUUUUGGUGAACCUCCUAAUGAAGGUGAAAUACAACACAAACAGGGCAUAAAUGAUGAACAGAAAUGGCCCUACAUUGAAGAUUUUGCAAACCCAUGGGAGUCAACACAACACGAUGAACUGAGUACUGAGAAUCCUAGUAAAAAUGAUGAUCCAAUCAUAGGCUCUGCUGCUGUCGAAGUAACACAAGAUCAAGUCAUGUUGAAGCCGCAAAGCGAGUCAUCUGCUGCUGCUCAAUUGAUUCCUUGGUUGGAGCGAAAUGCUGAUGACCCCUAUGACUAUGAUGCGGCUUGCCGUGAAUUAAUUCCACUUGUUUGCAAGGGUGAAGAUGAAAGUGAUCCCGACAAAAUGCUUCGACGAAGCGAUCCAAAAGAUUUGUACCGACAAUUGAAACAUCAGCAUUGGUACCUUGUCCAUGCUGGGGCUAUGUCAGAAAUCGCCUUUGAUAAUCAAAUUUCGAACUAUGACAAGCGACCAUUACUUGAUGAAAUUUCGGUAAUCAAAGAACGGGACGGCAAAAUACAAGGGGAAAUGCAGGAAAAAUCUCAAGACACCGGAGAAAGUGCAGAAAGGAGUCAAGAUGUGAAUGCAAUGGAUUUGGAGCCACCUGCUCACAUUAUAAGGGGAUUUCGAAAUAGUGUGGAACAGCGCGGUGCCGUACACGGUACGGCUAAGAUUCCUGCUGCGACUCUAGGUGAAAUACCUGAUGCCCGAACAAACAAGCAACAGAACAUGACAAGCAAUUCGAAAGAGACGGAAGACGAAGAGGAGGUGGAAAUAAUAAAAUGGCUGGAUCGAUAUGUGGACGAACCCGACGAUUAUGAAGAAGCCAGUCGAAAACUUCUUGCAUUGCUAUACAGUGAAGACGAAGAAUGUGAUGCAGAAACCACGAUGAGUCGUAGUUCACCAAAGGAAUUGUACCGAUAUUUGAAACAACAGUAUUGGUACCGAAUGCAUAUGGGCACACUUUCCGAAAACACAAUGGGAAAAGGUUUACAGAUGUCGCAUACAACAUCAGAAGAAUCCACGGCGCUACUUGAAAGGAACAAGCUAGUUGCCACCGUCAAAAAUCGCAUCUCUCUUAUUGAAUCAACUGGCGUUGGAGAGAUGUAUCAACAUCAGUCGAGCAGUGUUGUAUCACCAGGGAAAAGCUCACCUGCUGGGACAUUUGCUGUCGCCACUCAAAUGGCGAUUGAACCACAGGUUGGCCAGCAUCCCCAAUCAUCGGAACUUAUUCUCGAAGCUGACGAUCCAAUUGCGUCUGGAAAGUCUAUGCAACAGCUGUCAUCUCUCAUGAUUGAGGACGAAGUUGUAGGUGCUGAUGACAUGGACUCGUUUGAAGCAUCGUCAUCUUUGGAGCCACCUCGGGGACAUCAUUCACAAAUCUUAAUCGAUUACCGAAAAGAACGCUCAGAUAGACCCGACAAUGCUGAGCACCAUGAAACUCAGAAUACGCAGAAUCAAGGAAUUUCCAUGCAUAUUGAUCCUACCAGUAGUUCUGUGCAUUCUGACAAAAAUAGCAGCAGUGACAUACAAAUGAAAACCACCUUACCCCAGGCUAUUUUGGAUCAGGUGAAUGAAGACGAGAUGCCAAAAUUGGGCGAACAGCAUCAAGUUGGGAGAGAAACGCGGGAAAUAGACACAGCGGGUAGCCAUGCGGAUGUGCAACCUUUCUUACAUGGUCCAACUUUAUCAGAUCGCCCAUUGAAUCAUAGCAACGACGGAACACUUGAAACAGGCUCAGGUUUGGAGAAUCCUAGUACAGAACUGAACAGUGAUCGCUCUAGAUUUCGAAAUACAGGGUUGCAAAAGAGUAAGCGCACGGGUUUCACUGAUUCAGUGAGGCGUCAUAGCAGCAAGAGAGCCAAAAGUGAAGUCGGCGCGCCAUCUGGUGGAAUUCAUAAUUCAGGAAAGCCGCUCAUUCCAGGAAAGCACGAGCGAUUUCAAUAUUCCAGUGGGCAAACUCGGUCUCCCUUGAACCAUCAAGACAAAGAAUUCAUGAAAUUGAUCUCGGAGGCAGAGAAAGAUUUGAAUGACUCUUUCGAGUCUGAAGCUAUCGAAGCACUGAAAUUUGCUUCAUUACAAAUUGCAAAUUCAAAGAGAGUAGAGGCCGAAUUUUCCAGACCCUUUGUUUUCUCAACAUUGCUUGCAAAGGGUAUAACUGAUGGGAGCGUGAUUAAAAGUGCUUCGAAGCAUUUUAGGGAUGGGGUGGACUUCCCUCCAGAUUACACAUGCGCUCUCAAACGUGCGGCAACCAUUAUGCUGGAUGAAGAUGCAGAUUCCAGCAAAAUUGGGAAUAGUGUUGUGAAUGUUGAGACAAUGGUGGAAGAGCAGAGAAGGAUGUGGGAGAAUGGCAGUUUCUCAUCCAAUGGUGGCGAGGAAAAUGCAGGAAAGCAGCUUUCUGCACAUCAUGACCCUGGCACUAGAACGAGGAGAAUUAAUGCAAAUAUUGAUAAUACAAACGCCAACCUCCAAGUUGGCGCAGUACUGGGUAGUAGAGAGUCCAGGGAAGCGACGAUAAUCACAGGACGCAGUGCAGCUAACAAAGAUAUUUCUUCAUCUUUGUCUUCCCCCAGCUCUCCUGCAAACUUGUUAUGGCAAGAAGAUAUGAAUCAAGUGGAGCACACCAUUACUUCCAGUACAUUUGAUCCUGUGGAAAUGACCAAGCGACAGCAUCGAAUUGAAGAAGAGCUUUUUUAUAUUGUUUCAGAUGCAGAGAAUAUAUUAGGGGACCCAAUCAGUGAGGAGAUACUGGCAGCAUUAAUACUCGCCGCAACAAAAUCAGCGCACCGGAAACGAUAUGACAACUUUGCCAAGGACACUAUCGUCUACCUCCCAUCUGUUGCAAAAGCAGUCUUGGACAACGGCCUACUUGAUGACGCUGCAAGGCACUUUGGCAAUAAUAUAUCGUCACAAUGUAUAAUCGCCUUGAAAGCAGCGUCUGAAAAAGCGGUUGACAGGAGCUUGGACUACAAGUACAUAGAAAGUCGUGCAGUGACCUUAAAUAUCACAUUCCCAGAUGCAACGAUUCAGCGAUCCAAGAUGUCACAAUCCAACCUGCAGUCUAAAGAUGAUGUUGUGGCACCAAAAACAUCGCAAGCUGAGAAUGAGCUAACCUCUGUAACGGAUGAAUGCAAUGGUGCCAAUGCUGAUGUGUCAAACUUAUUUAAUGACAGAACACACAACAAUGAGGAUGAGGAAGGAUUGGGUUCUACUGAUCUGAUGGAGCUCGAGGAGAAGGCCGAGCUUCAACUUGCACACUACAGGGACACAAAAGAAUGCCUUUUGAAAGAAUAUGCUGAAAGAGAGCAAGAAAUGAGCAUUGAUAAGGAGCGCAUUGCACAAGAGCUUGAUAGUCUAGCAGGUUCCCAUGGACUAGAGCAGUCAAGAGGUGAUUGGAAUGAGGCGUCGCCCAACAAGGCUGCAUUGGCAAGAGAACUGAGGCAGUUAAGGGAAACUCUACUAGCAUCUGAGAAAGAAAGAAUUGAAAAAGAAAGGAAUCAUCCCAGUUCAGCCAUUGGUGGAGACAAGAACACUGGCCUUUUUGGAAUGUUUGGCGUUCAGAGAAGAGCAAUGGAUCUCGAAAAAGAAAAAGAACAACAGGCAAAACUGAUGCAGCAACAGAUUCGGGAAAUGGAACUAGAACAUCAUCUGACGCAGAUUGAAAGGGAGAUAGCAACUGUCCAACAAAAGUAUGACAAUUUGCGGGACAAAGAAUCGGCAAAAACGGUUGAGAUUGCAGAUUCUUCUCUGUCUAGCAAUCAACAUCUAUAUACUAAACGGGGAAGUCUACUGCAAAAGUCUCCCAAGCUUGAAGAAACUUUUCUUGAAGCAAAGAAGAGGCUCAAUGCAUUAGAAAACAGUAGACGAGACGACAAAUCGUGGUAUUGGACAGAAGAAAGAGCAACAAUGGCCAAGUCUGAGGGUUGGAACAACGGGUUGAACCAACAAUGGACCCGAUCAACAGAUCUGAAGUCGUUGGCAUUGGUGGACAUCUCUGAGUCGCCGGUCUCACCUGGGCCUGACAAGCUAUUCAUUGCCGCUGCAAUGGAAGAAAUGGAGGCCAUAGCAGAGCAGCAAGGAAGUGAGCCAUCAUUAAAAAUUCAGCAAAACAAAACAGAUGACCGUGAAGAACACUACCGCCAAGAGUUUAUGGAGCUGCUAGAGUGUGAUGAUAAGGGAGAGAGCGUGGACGAGGACCGACUUUAUCACUUACAGCUAUAUGCUCGUAGAAGAGUGGGGGAAGAGCUGAGUACAAGCGAGCGCUUCAAUUUAGAAGAAUUUGAACGAAAAGAAGCAAAGCUGGAAAAUGAAGAAAGUUCAAAUUGCAGUGUAGACCCAGACAGAGAGAGAAAAAACCCUGUUGACUUGCAAAAAGCGCCUUCACUUGGGUGUGGUAGUAGGAAUGAGGUCAUGAAUGAAGGUGAAUCGAGCUCUACUAAAGGGGAGGAAGAGAAGAAUCACCCCCCUGUAUUGCAACAGAAAAAAAUGGAAGAAUUGCCUUCCAUGCAAGGUCAUCCUCUAGCUAUCGCUCUAAGCCGCAAUUGGUCUCCAAAGAACCAAAAGAGCUUGCCAAUAGAACAAGCAAACUUGUCCAAAGCCUUUGUUAGAGAAUUGGGAGAUGAAAUGAUGGAAAGCCAAGAUGUAUCAAAGGAGACUGACACACUUGUUUCAUCCAAAGCCGUUCUGCCAAUUAAGACGGAUAUCAAUGAGAAAAAAUCAAGAAAAGAAAUCCUUGCAGCAAAACAGGUUGUGGAGUUGAGGAGAGCAAAAUGGGGAAUUCAAAAUGAGAAAAACGCCAAUUCAAAUGAGAAGAAAAAGUCCAAUGAUGCAACUUCUCCUUCUGGCAGUGGGGCAUCCAGAUUGGUUCCUAGCAUGAAUGACAAAAAAAGGAAAGAGAAAAUGGCAGAAUCAAAAUGGCUUGCUGAGAAAACAGCAAAGACGCGAGAGGCACGUCUUGCAAGAGAGACAGAACUUCAGAAGUGCACUGAGCAAGUUAAGCAAAAAGGCCGUAUUCUCUCCGCAAAUCUUGAGAAGCAGUGUUCUGCUGAAGAGCACAAUGCUUUAUCUUCUCUCAACAUUAAGAAGGGUACAUAUGUUUUGAGCAAUGGCAGUAUACACCAAGAGCUAUCACAACACCCGCUUCUUGUGCAUCUGGUCAAGGAGGUGGGACGAUUAUCCAGCUUUAUCUCCAGGUAUGAGAAGAAGCUUGAAACAACCUGCAAAUCAAUUCUUUCUGUUGCCCAGAGAACUAGCCAAGAAGUAGAUUUAAAAUGUGUCCCAGAUCUUGGUUUGCCUGACAUGUACAAUUAUAUUGCAGACCAGCCUUGGUUCAAGGAGCUUACAAGUGAAGACUUUUCUUGGCCGGUGAGCAUGUCAAAGAGAAGAAACAAAGAAAUUGUCACAUCCCAUUUGCUUGCCUUCAACAACCCAGAUGAUUAUGUUGCUGCUGACAGCUCAAGACCCAAUGAUCAAGCAAACUCAAGAAUGUACGCGCUAAGCAACCUUGGGAAACAAUUUAUCAAGAUUGAUGGACCUGGUGCUGGGGAUACUCGAAGAUUUUUGACUUCUCUUGGCUCUGGUGAGGGCUGGUCAAAGCAACAGAUUGUGGAAAUAUGGUCAGACAUUGCGCGUCUAUCAGGGGAUGAUCAGAGUGAUCGCAUUUCUAAAAACAUUGAACACAUCAUGUCAUUUUGUUUGAGUUCUGGAUUCAUUGGAUGA